Messenger RNA from Salmo salar (Atlantic salmon), 1703 nucleotides. RefSeq names its product vacuolar ATPase assembly protein VMA12. NCBI's taxonomy places the organism in Eukaryota, Metazoa, Chordata, Actinopteri, Salmoniformes, Salmonidae. Gene Ontology annotation, biological process: vacuolar proton-transporting V-type ATPase complex assembly. Gene Ontology annotation, cellular component: endomembrane system. The record is from RefSeq and is a predicted model, not a curated record.
ACGUACGUCAGAUCCUGUCACAAGGUGAACAUAGAUGCUUCAAAGACAGCUUUCUCUCUCCUGUCGUUACUUCUAGUUACUAAAAUUAGCUAAACUCUCAUCGUUAUCGGACAAUUUAAAAUGGGUAGUUGAUACAAUGAUUAGAUUAAUACUAAAUGUAUCCAUUUGUGAAGAAUUGGGAAUGGAUCAUCUGUAUAAACUGCCAACGUUUGCUCCUGGUCUUAGGUUUGCUAGUUAAUGUUGUUAGCUAUACUUGUAGCCAGAGCAUUCUCUACUUGUAGCUAGCUAGAUCAGCUGGCUAACUCUGCUCGGCCAGCUACGGGCGAACAACAACUAGCUAAUCCAGCCACUUGUCAGCACAGUUCAUUGUAACUAACUACAUAAAUCUGACAGUUAACGUUAGCUAUAGAGAAUGGCGUCGUCAUUUGUGAUUGGAAACACAUUUCGAGAGAGGGUAAGAGACUUGCUGGAGAAGGAUGAGGCUUCAGUUCCAACAGAACUACAGAAAGAAUUGGAAGAUAUUCUUCAACAGGAGCAACCAUCAACUCUGUCUUUCAGAACUGCAAGAAAACUUCAUAAAUGUCUGCUAGACAAUGGUCAACCCUUCUACCUUCAUGAGUUGUUGGAGGACAGCUCAUUGCACCUGCCUAAGGUUGAAAUGCCCCCCAGAAACCCUGUGCUCGUGGCUCGUCUGCAGCGAAUCAGAGCCAAGUUGGCCAAUGAAGAAUACAACAGGAUCACACGGAAUGUAAACACUCAGCAAAUGAAUCGUCGGGAGACAUUGGCGGACUUUGGGAGAGAAGUGCGCUCAGCAAAAGCUGCUGUUGUGACGGUCUUAAACUUCCUAGUGACAGUGGUGGCGACGUUCGCCUGCUCCUAUCUCGGCAGUCAAUACCUCUUCACAGAGACAGCGGCGAGGGUGAUAUCUGCAGUGAUUGCUGCGUCCGUAGUUGGCCUGGCAGAGCUGUAUGUUCUGGUACGGACCAUGGAGGGAGAGCUAGGAGAACCAUAGCACCAGUCUGUGUUCUAAUCAACAGAACACAUUGCUGGAGAACUAUGCCCUUACCUGACCCACCAGUGGACUUCAAAACAGAAAUCAAAGGGGUUACAUUUACAUUAGUCAUUUAGCAGACACUCUUAUCCAGAGCGACUUACAGGAGCAAUUAGGGUUAAGUGCCUUGCUCAAGGGCACAUAGACAGAUUUUUCGCCUAGUCAGCUCGGGGAUUCGAACCAGCAACCUUUCCGAUACUGGCCCAACCUCUUAACCGCUAGGCUACCUGAAUGGAAGUUAAUGUACAGCUUUGACUUAACCCCAAAACUAGUGAUAAGAAUUGUCCAAUGUUAUUCAUGAAUUGAAAACGGAUUAGAGUGAAGAUCUUGAAUGUGACCCAGAUGUAAAAGUUGUUUGUGCUUUACCAUCGUUGCUUUAUCAUGAUGAUGUUGACUCCGUGUUUCCCAGCUCAUUUAUUUACUAAUGUGCACUGAACAAGUUGGGAUAUUUAUCUAUUUAUUUCCAUCCAUUUAGCUUUUAUAGGACCUGUUAAAAGAACAUGUAGGAUCAUUUCCUACUAGGAGGGAUCAGGGAUUUUUUCAUACAAUAGUUUAUUCAUACUGUACUUUACACUCCUUCAGUGUGUUUCUGUCUACUCAAUAUUGUUUGUCUUCUCAAUAAAAUUUGCAGCCAUGUAAUUACAAACUCUAA